ACACGUAAGGGAGACGUUCAAGACUAAACGGUGCAACUACAUUCUUUGUAGGUUAAAAAUUUAUUCUAAAAUCCAAAUUUUAGGUAAAAAGCAAAUUAAUUUGUAAUAUCAUGUGGAUAAUUCCAUUGUUUAAACAGCCAGCAUGUACAGUAGGCUAUAACAAACUAUCUUUUUUUGUCAAUAUGGUCACUAUGGAGCCUCUAAUGAAGACCUUUGUUCUCAGUUCGGAACCUAUUGUGCAGGUAUUGUGUAGUUCAUAUCUUGUAUAACAGUAUUGAACAAUACACGUUCUUGAACUCACCUUACUAUUACGUCAUGACGCAGGGGCGUGUCCUUUCAAAUGUCUUGUGGAAGCUCCACGCUUGUCUUAGACAGUCUUGCUAGCAGUGGCGUCCUGUAACUCCUAAGUAAUUUCCACUAAACUAUCCCAUGACCCAGUUUAACACAAGCUCUCACCUCACACAUUGUUAGCUUCAACAAGGAGCUCGAGACUCGCGUUAACUGUUGUUUGGCAUCCAACGAAGGGACGCAACCAAGAUGUCUAAAGACACGGAAAGGAAGAGCGAGAAAAUUAUGGAUAUGGAGAGCAAGGUGUUGUGGUACCCGGACUCCAAGAGGAAUACACAGAUGGAUAGGUUUAGGAUACGGGUCAACGGGAACUACGGACUUAAUCUGGUCAACUACAGUGACCUGUACCAGUGGUCGGUGGACAGCUACCCAGAGUUCUGGGCAGAGGUGUGGCGCUUCUGUGGCGUAGUCAGCUCCAAACCGUAUGAAGAGGUGGUGGAUGUAUCCAAGCGGAUCUCGGAUGUUCCGGAGUGGUUUAAAGGGGCUCGGCUCAACUACGCGGAGAACCUGCUCAAACAUGCAGACCAGGACAAAGUGGCUCUCUAUGCUGCUAUGGAGGCAAAUGAGGAGAUUGUGAAGGUGACUUUCGGGCAGCUGAGGCGUGAUGUGGCGUUGUUUGCUGCAGCCAUGAGGAAGAUGGGAGUCCAGACAGGAGACAGAGUUGUAGGCUACUUACCUAAUGGUAUACAUGCAGUGGAAGCCAUGUUAGCAGCAGCCAGCAUUGGAGCCAUUUGGAGCUCUACGUCUGUUGACUUUGGAGUCAACGGUGUCCUUGACAGGUUUUCUCAAAUCCAGCCCAAACUUAUCUUCUCUGUUGCUGCUGUAGUUUACAACGGCAAAACACAUGACCACAUGGAAAAGCUGAUCAACGUUGUCAAAGGUCUGCCUGACCUGAAGAAAGUGGUUGUGAUUCCUUAUGUUUGCUCCAAACAGGAGACUGACCUCUCCAAGAUCCCCAACAGUGUAUUUAUAGAUGAUUUCUUGGCAUCUGGGUGUGGAGAGGCCGACCAGUUUCCUCAGUUAGAAUUUGAGCAGCUUCCAUUCAGUCAUCCUCUGUUCAUCAUGUACUCCUCUGGAACCACAGGAGCUCCUAAAUGCAUGGUCCACUCUGCUGGGGGCACACUUAUCCAGCACUUGAAAGAACACGUCCUCCAUGGCAAUAUGACCAGCAGUGAUGUCAUCAUUUACUACACUACAACCGGCUGGAUGAUGUGGAACUGGCUGGUGUCUGCACUGGCAGUGGGAGCCUCAGUGGUUUUAUAUGAUGGUUCACCCCUUAUGCCCACACCCAAUGUACUGUGGAACCUGGCAGACCAGCUGGGCAUCACUAUCUUUGGCACCGGGGCCAAGUGGCUGGCUGUGCUGCAGGAGAGGAACCUGAAACCUGCAGAAACACACAACCUUCAGUCUCUCCACACUAUUCUGUCUACUGGAUCUCCUCUCAAACCUCAGAGCUAUGACUACGUCUACCGCUGCAUCAAGAGCACUGUGCUGCUGGGCUCCAUUUCAGGCGGCACUGAUAUAGUGUCAUGUUUCAUGGGCCAGAACCCAACAGUUCCAGUGUAUCGGGGCGAGAUCCAAACAAGAAACCUCGGCAUGGCUGUGGAAGCCUGGAACCUUGACGGUAAGCCUGUAUGGGGAGAGAGUGGGGAGCUGGUCUGCUUGAAGCCAAUCCCCUGCCAGCCAACACACUUCUGGAAUGAUGAGAAUGGGAGCAAAUACCACAAAGCAUACUUUUCUACAUAUCCUGGUGUAUGGGCCCACGGAGACUACUGUAAAAUCAACCCAAAGACAGGAGGCAUCGUCAUGCUGGGCAGGAGUGACGGUACAUUGAACCCAAACGGAGUCCGAUUUGGCAGCUCAGAGAUUUACAACAUUGUGGAGGCGUUUGAGGAAGUGUCAGACAGUCUUUGUGUUCCUCAGUACAGUGCUGACGGAGAAGAGCGAGUUAUUUUGUUCUUAAAGAUGGCGCCAGGUAAGGCCUUCUGUCCGGAGUUGGUGGCGAAGAUUAAAGGAGCCAUUAGGAAAGCUCUGUCUGCACGACAUGUCCCUGCCCUGCUGCUGGAGACCAGGGACAUUCCUUACACCAUCAGCGGUAAGAAGGUGGAGGUAGCUGUGAAGCAGGUGAUUGCUGGCCGUGAGGUCGCUCAGAGAGGAGCUUUCUCCAACCCUGAUUCACUGGACCUCUUCAAGAACAUUCCUGAACUGCAAAAUUAUUAGGCAUGUGGCUUCACGGAGCUGGAGAAAGGACCUACAAAUCAGAACCUUAGUUAGAACUUAGUUUUUAAAUUAACUUUGUUCCGAUUUACAGGGAUGAAGAAAUGUGAAGUGCAAGGGGUGGUUUACCAAGGCACCCUGAGGUCUAUACAGCACAUACAAAAGUAAAAAUUAUACAUAUAUAUCAGGCAGAUGAGAGACUUAGAAACAAGUGUACUGCUCUAUAGGCUACUAAUUUUAGUCUGUUGUGUUGUGAAGUAAGUGUUGAACUGGAUUCAGCUUUGGAUGUAAUAUAAGCAGCAGUGCUUGUGAAUAAGUUCAUGGUCUGAAGCCAGUGACAAUGAAGAAGUGAAACUUAGCAUUAAGCACUUUGCUUUGGUUUCACAGGUUGAUCGCUAUCAGCCAGUGAACAACUGUAUCUUUCCGUCACCUGCUCAGCUCAUACCACCUUAGUGAGGUGUGUGUUGCUUUAUUCUUUGUAUAAGUAUUAAUAUACAUACUGUAUGAUAAGAACCGCUUCAUUUGGCCAAUUUGUCUCCAGUACAGAACCGAGGCAGCCAUCUGCUGCGCCAGCUCACACGCACACCGAUGGUGGGUGCUGGCCCUUUAAAGCAACUUGGAGUUCAGUGUCUUGCCCAAGGGCACUCGAACCCCCUGAGCUAAAUGUAAUCCUUGCACCUAUCAGCCUACCGGUAUAUAUUUUUGGACUUUGACAUUGCAUUAACAUAAUAGUUUUACAUUUUAAGAUACAGUAUAUACCCUUACCUGUUAACCACAGCAGUCCAUAGAUUCCUAGAGUAGUUCAUAACAUGCCAGCAGUGGUAGUUUGAAUAAAUUUCACAUAAGACAAAACUUAAUGAGCUUUUGUUUCGUAUGUUACAUUCCCAUAUUAUCUUAACCUUCAUCUGUAUUUUGGUCACAUUCUCCCUCAUUUUUAAACAAGUCAGCGUUGCACGUUUGUCAUAACUCUCAUGUGCCUGAAUUAUUUAGUCAAAGUUUCCUCAUGGUGUGUUGUAAAACUUAAAGGCUCAUUAAUACUGCUGCAGAUGAACUGUAAUGGUUUUGGUCACUAGCAGCACCACUGAACAACAUGGGUGUACAAAAACAAAAACACUAAUCACUUCAGUUUCUUACUGGGAGAAGCAAAAUACCCGACCAGAAUGUGAACAGUGGAGAAAUCAGAUUUAAAUGCUCUUUGGAGAAAAAUGAAGCUGGAGGAAGCAUACAGAGGUAGCAUUUUACUUAGAGGGCUUUUUGUGAUUUUUAAGGAUUCUUGUUAAGUGCCUAACUCUAGAGUCUGAGUCGAUUCUCAAGUCCUCAGUGUUUGAGUCUGGGUCACCAAAGAAUAGUCAGUCGAGUCUGAGUUGAGUCACUGUUAACCAAGUUCGAGUCAUCAAGGUCUACAUUAAACCCAACUGGUGAAUAAUGCAUCACCCACAUUGAGGAUAUCAAGACCUGAGAUUCCAAACGUUCUAACCGUGUACUGUCAGCAUAUUGCUUGUAGAUAUGAUGCAUAAAAACCAUUUAUAGAAAAGUGGGGUGUAGUCUUUGAUGAAAGUGGUCUGAAUACAGCAUGGUGCUGGUGAACAGGUUUUAAUAUCAAGAUGGGAAGUUAAAUUAUUAUGGCUUAUUGCAAAAAAAGGG
Molecule: messenger RNA, 4209 nt
Organism: Monopterus albus (swamp eel)
Lineage: Eukaryota; Metazoa; Chordata; Actinopteri; Synbranchiformes; Synbranchidae
Gene: aacs
Product: acetoacetyl-CoA synthetase
Exons: 18
Coding region: 538-2568 (676 amino acids)
Biological process (GO): lipid metabolic process; positive regulation of insulin secretion
Molecular function (GO): acetoacetate-CoA ligase activity
Source: RefSeq, a predicted model, not a curated record